Molecule: messenger RNA, 7683 nt
Organism: Anarrhichthys ocellatus (wolf-eel)
Lineage: Eukaryota; Metazoa; Chordata; Actinopteri; Perciformes; Anarhichadidae
Gene: ssh1a
Product: slingshot protein phosphatase 1a
Exons: 14
Coding region: 3106-6243 (1045 amino acids)
Biological process (GO): protein dephosphorylation; negative regulation of actin filament polymerization
Molecular function (GO): actin binding; phosphatase activity
Source: RefSeq, a predicted model, not a curated record
UACCAAAAUAGGUUGGAUGUGGUAUUUAUCCUUUCACUUAUCUGUAUUGCAGGAUUUUGGGAGUGAAGAUGAACGGCGAAUAAAUCAGAGGUAAGUUUACUCUCCGUUUAGUUUGGCCCUUCUGUUGCAUGGUACGCGGCGAAGCAAGUCAGACUUUAUACGCAGGUGUUGUUGACUGAUUGACUGCAUCUGUCUUUGAGUCACUUGGUGAAAUCCUGAGAGGCGGCAGACUAACUGGCAUCAACAGAGGAGGACGACUGAGCGUCAGUGUAGUAAAACACCUGUCUGUCUCGAACUAAAGAUGAAAUGUUGCACUAUGUCAUAUUUAGACUUUGGUGGCAGACAUUUUGGUAGAAACAAAUUGAUGAUGUAAAUAGUUAAAGCCCUAGUAUGUACGGUUUUGUCAGUUUUCCGUCUCUCUGGGGCAGUUUCAGUGUUAUGACAUCUAUUUCAAAAAGAAAGAAUAGGCAAUUUUGGCUUUGUAAUCACAUGAUGUUCACCAAGCAAUGUUUUUUUUGUUUUUUUGCAGACUUAAAGGUUUCUUUCUUAUUGUUAUCUUCCAAUAAGCAUUCAUAAUGCAUGUACUUAGAUUAAGCCAGUGACACCCACCAGAGCUAUUGUGAGCCCACUGCAGUGAAGUUGUUAACUGAAGAGACACUAGCUUUUGUAAGAGCCUCCAUGUCUUUUGAUGCCACAUAUAAUAUCGCCUUGACAAGACGGUGACAAUGAUGACAAAGUAGGUCUGUGAAUAUGCAGUUUGUUGUUUGCUUUUGUUGUAUUUGUGAUUUCUAAAUCUUUAUUGCCCAAAAAGUCACUUGAAUAAUUGUGAAGUGGAUGAAAAGCGAAAAUGCGUCAUUCCAAGAGUUGAAUUUCUUUUCAGUUAUGCAACAGCCUUUAUCCCCAAGCAAUGCAUGCGUGUUUGAGAAUGAUCUAUGCAUGAAGCGGGUCCCGUCUUGCCUCAGCAUUGCUUGAGGGACUGGUAAGACACGCUAUGCAAUGAAAUUAGCAGAUUAAGUUGUCUGUUAGUUGACUCUUUAGAUCAGGGUGUACUGAUCUCGUUCAAAAGAUAAAUAGCUCCAUCUGUUGACGGACAGCCGCUCGACUGCCAAGUGGGAGUGUUCGCACUUUCUGUUCCCAACUGGCCUUGAUAACGAUGUCAAGCCGAAGGGGCUCAUGGAGGCCAACAUCGUGCAGGUGUCAGUGGCUCUGAACCAAGGAAUGAUUUCAUCUUUCCAUCGUGUACACAGCAGAGUUGGGCAAUAUGUCCAAUCGGUGAAACAUGUGUGCGUUUGUGAGUAGAUGAGGGAUUCAGCAUGUAGGGUAACACGAAGAAUUAUUAGCGUGACACAUUUAAACUCACCGCAACACUUUCUCACUCAAAUAGCAUGCUUGUCAAGACUGGUAGUGAUUUAUUGCCAUAAUGAGUCAAAGUGCUGCCUCUGGAUUUGAGUAAACAAUAUGUGUGGACAGGAGAAACUGCAGCAGAAGCAUCGCGUCUGGGUCUUUAUUGUAGGUUGGUCUUUCCUCAGUGACACGAUGACGUCAUUUGCUUCCUGCUCGGGGCCAUUCCGUGUCUCCACUGACACCUGAGGAGGUUCGUCUGUUCCUCCCUCUGUCGCUCCGUGAUGUAAGCAAGAGAAUGGCAGCGUUAUGCAACUGGCAGCUCCAACAGGAGGUGUGUGCAAAACACUCUGAGACCAUAAAUAAACUAAUGUGGUUACUGCCUCCGAGGAGCCUUUUUGUAGCGAGUCCUCGGUUGUUAUCCAGCGCACCUCCCUCACACACAAAUGUGGUUCAGAGCCGUGGCUUGGAGUGUUCAUCUGGUCGCGUAACUCUGUGAAGCGCCGUCAUUCCUGUCCGCUGCUUCUAACGCUUGACCUCAUGUGCAGAGGAGGUUCCCAUCUACAUGCACCUGACACACUGAGGUGGAUAAGUUUCCACCUGGAACACGACUGAACGCACAUCAGCUCGUAGAGCGCAGUGUCUGCUGGUGACCAGGUGUUAUAGACAUUGUCCCGUUGACGAGAACAAUAGGAGAGCUAUCUUGAUAUCUGUGUCGCAGAGCUAUUGUCAACGUCUGUCAGCAAAUCCUCCCAGAUUAACCGAGUCAUGCCACCUCAUUGUGUGUGUGUGUGUGUGUGGAGGUGUGAAUGCUUAGUGAGAAGGAAAGUUGCAGAUGUAUUGACAUAAAGGAUAUCAGCCUUCCUAGUUAACCAUUAAUCAUAAUAGUCUCUAAUACAAACACCUUGUUGUUUGUCUGUGGUGCAUCUCGAGAGAGUGACAGUCAGUGCUGGCCACUUUAAGGUGAGCGAAAAGAUAAGCCCUCCCUUAUAAGCCUGGGUAUAAUGAGAUUUGGGGGUUUGGGAGAUUGCCAGUUCUCACUGCCCUUUCCACCAAUGCUUGGCCCGUGUGUUCAGCUCCCUGGAGGCACUACCUUGGAUUCUGUUGACCCUUAAAGUGGCAUGCACAUGGAGACAUCUCCUGAGGACGUUUUGGCCAAAAUUCCUCCAUCUGUUUUUUUUGUCUUCCUCCAAUUGAAUAACUGGUCUUGCUUUUGGAGAGACUUUUUUUUGUUUGAUAGCAACACAAACUACUGGAAGUGACAUGUUUUGCUUCGGCUAAAGAGUCUUUUUUUUGCUCAUGUGUUGAAAAGCAAAAGAAAGCAUGUCGUUGCCUUUUGUGUCUCUUAAGUAAAGUGUAGGAGAGCUUAUCAUGACAGUCAGUCUUGGUCUUCUUGCGUGCGUGCGGUGUGAAUGUGUAAUCUACAGUGAACUGUAAAAGAGUGACAGAUAAAAACAGACUGAAGGCACAGUUCUGCAGCAGCGGGUGGAGACUGCAGUGCGUUCCUUCAGGCAGGAGUCUGAAUCGCACCCAAACACACGGAGACUCUCAGAUGAGGGAGGAGAAGGAAACAGAAGGAGUGGCAUCCGAACAGACGGCCCUUCUUCACUGAGCGGCACAGAUGAGUGCAGCCUGUCAGUCAAUCAGUCAGAUGCGACGGGCCAAAAAACCUGAAACCUUGCUUUGCCCUUCACCGUUUCUGGAGGCAGAUGAAGAGGAAGUAGCUACCGGAGGAGAGGCGUGGGCUUCCUACCGGUCAACAGGAUGCACCUGGUUGUAGAACCCAUUCAGGAGGCCGUGAUGAAGAUGCUCCCGUAUUUUGUGGAAAACGCUGUGUUGACCCAGAGUGAAAUAAAGCGCAUCCUGAGUGAGAGCUUCUUCAUGGUGAAGGGUGCUGCUCUCUUCCUGCAGCAGGGGAGCAGUCACCAGGGCCAGAAAGCACAUCCUCACACCAAACACGCAGGCGACUUACCUCAACACUUGCAGGUGAUGAUAAACAUUCUUCGCUCGGAGGACAGAAUCAAACUGGCGGUGCGGCUGGAGAGUGCAUGGUCAGAGCACGUGCGGUACAUGGUGGUGGUGUACACCAGUGGGCGACAAGACACAGAGGAGAACAUCCUACUGGGAAUCGACUUUACCACCAAAGACUGCAAAAGCUGUUCCAUCGGCAUGGCGCUACCUCUGUGGAGUGACACAAAGAUCCAUCUGGAUGGAGACGGCGGCUUCACUGUGAACACGGCGAGCCGGACUCAUGUCUUCAAACCCGUGUCAGUGCAGGCCAUGUGGUCAGCCCUGCAGGUGCUGCACAAAGCAUGCGAGGUGUCACGCAGGUACAACUACUUCCCUGGAGGCAUGGCUCUCACCUGGAUGGGCUACUAUGAGAGCUGCAUCGCUUCAGACCAGAGCUCCAUCAACGAGUGGAACGCCAUGAAGGACUUGGAGACCACGCGGCCUGACUCGCCCACCAUGUUUGUGGACAAGCCUUCAGAGAGAGAGAGGACAGGGGGCCUUAUUAAAGCCAAACUCAGAAGCCUCAUGACGUGUCAGGACCUCGAGAAUGUCACCUGCAAACAGAUCCGUACAGAGCUGGAACAACACAUGAGCUGUAACCUGCAGGAGUACAAAGAGUUCAUCGACAAUGAGAUGCUGCUGAUCCUGGGCCAGAUGGACAAAGCCACGCUCAUCUUUGACCACGUCUACCUGGGAUCGGAAUGGAAUGCAUCUAAUUUGGAGGAGCUGCAAGAGUCAGGGGUGAGCUACAUCCUCAACGUUACCAGGGAGAUAGACAACUUCUUUCCAGGAACAUUCAGCUAUCACAACAUCCGCGUCUACGAUGAAGACGCCACCGACCUGCUGGCUCACUGGAAUGAGACGUACAACUUCAUUGUUAAAGCAAAAAAGAACCGCUCCAAGUGUCUAGUUCACUGCAAGAUGGGUGUCAGUCGGUCUGCCUCCACUGUCAUCGCGUACGCCAUGAAGGAGUUCGGCUGGUCGCUAGAGAAGGCUUACAACUUUGUCAAGCAAAAGAGGAGCAUCACAAGACCCAAUGCAGGCUUCAUGAGGCAGCUGGCCGAGUACGAGGGCAUCUUGGAUGCUAGUAAACAGCGUCACAACAAGCUUUGGCAUCCAGACGCAGACUGUGAGAUGGGAGAGGGGCAGCAGGGCUUGGCUCAGUGUUGUGGAGGAGAGGAGGGCGACCACCUGACUCCAGAGCCGGGCAUGUCUCCCUGCUGUGAGGAGGCGCUGUCUGAUAAGGGGGCUGCAUGUCCCUCCCCGCGCAGGGCUGUUGCACUGGAGGUCGACCCCGCCUACAACAACUACUAUUUCCGCCGACUGUCUGACUCGGCACUGGACAGCGAACCAUCGACGCCUGUGCGUGGCCCUCCCCUUGUCGGGAUGGAGAAGGUCUUUAUAGAAAUCGAGGAUGUGGAGCGCGACGCUCUGCUGGAUGAUGAGGGCUUUGACGGGCGUGAAGGCCCGCCGCUCCCCCAAUGUGGACCUUCAGCAGAGGGGGCCGCAGCCCAGACGAGCUCUCGGGGGCCUGAGCCCCUGGAGGAGCUGCGUCUGAGGCUGGAGUUCAGCACAGUGGAGGAGGAGGAUGAGGAGGAGGUGCAAAAGGAGGAGGCAGAGAUGGAGGUGCUCAUGCAACCAGAUGAUGGCGGUGGGGAAGGAGGCGGAGGAGAGGAAAAGCAAGAUGUGGAGGUAGAAGGGGAUACAGAGGGUAACGGGAUGGACCUGGCAACCCUCAAUGAAAACUCCAACAAUAACAACCAUUUGAGCGCUCCACCUAACCUCAAUGAAAAAGCUUCCCCCCUUCCUCCUCCAGUUGAUGCUUCUACGCUGUCCUGCUGGGAUUCUAAGUCCAAACUGAAAGAAGACAUUCCACCCCUGGUUUCCAAGCUUUGCCUUAACCCCAGUCCUCCUGAAGUUCCAAGUGCUUCGUUCCCACUGUCCCAAACCUCUUCUGAAGGCCCCGCAUCUUCAGUGGUACUGCUGGGCCCCUGCGGCCCUCUGUGUGACUGUGCCAACUGUGCUGAUUUCUCGCCCACAGCUCUACUUGACAGAGAGGAGCAGCCAGGAGACUCGCUGCACUUCCCGGAGCAGAAGAACGACGGUGGUUUAUUGGAAGUCAAGACUACGAGUCAGACAAGUACAUCCGCAGCUGCCUCAGCGGCUCUCCCUGAGCUGAUGAGAAUGGACUCGGAGGAAGAGAAGCUUGCCGUGGCUUGCUGCGUCGGCCAACAACAGGAACCCCUGCUGCAGCUGCAGAUAUCCGGACUGGUCCGCCGGCGUGCAGAGAGACUAGAGCGACUUUCAGGUUUAUCCCAGGAGAGCUUGCUCUCUGUGAAGCCUUUGCACGCAUGCCAAAGUUCUGAAAACAGCCCUUUUCCCACAGAGGAGGAAGAGAAGUGCUCCAGCUUCACCGGAGACUUCCCUAAAUCUUCUACACCACGCCAAGUGUGGUUGGAGCCACUGGUGGUGCCACUGACCAAUGAAGCCUUGUUGGGGGUGGUGGGGUCUGGGCUGCUCACGCCCACCUCCUCGCCUCACGGCUCCACACUGACACGCAGCUCCAGCAGUGACAGUCUGCGCAGCGUGAGGGGGAAACCCGGCCUCGUGCGUCAGAGGGCGCAGGAGAUCGAGACCCGCAUGCGCCUGGCAGGCCUGACUGUGUCCUCGAGGCUGAAGCGGUCCAACUCGCUGGCCAAGUUGGGCAGCCUCAACUUCUCCUCGGAGGACCUGUGUUCAGUCUGUUCCUCAGACGCAGGAACACUACUGCUCCUCUCGCUGUCCCCAGAGCCGGGCCUGGACUGGGAAUCCCCCACCACCUCUGCUGCGCCUCGGCCCUUUAAGGACCUGCACACUCCAGAGAGAGGACGACCAGGUGAGCCCAGAAGCUGACAUAUCAAACGGAGGAUGUGUACACUCCACCCAUCCCCUCGUCGGUCCCCCCCGUGUUGCUGGAUAGUUGAGUCAAAGGAAACUAAUGAAAACAAUAGAAAACAAUGCCAACUGUUGUUAUAGUGUCCACUCUCCUUUGCCACAUUGUUUCUCAAACUGCUGUUCACAGUGAUGAAAAUCAUAUUGCUGUAUCUGACAAAGUGUAUAACGCCAUCAGUUCACCUCUAACUUUGUUUGAUUCAUGGACAAACAAGUGCCUUACCUAUGAGACCAUAGGCACAGAGCUGUGUGUUGGACUGCAGGAGGAGACGGUACAAGACGCUCUAUAACCUUUACCUUCACAGCGGUUGGUACCGGAUAUUUACCAAAUGAUGGUAUCCAUUGGCACUGAGAUUAUUUUUACCUGUCUCAUACAAAGUGGUAGCCUACGUUGACAGAAAGCAAAGUGUUAAUAAAUGUAGAGUUGUUUACCGCACACUUAAUGUUUUAGAUGCUAGAGGGGUUUUAAGAUGAAUGGUUACCUCAUGUUGCAUUCAUGGAGCUCCUCAGUUCAUUCGCUGAUGUCGAAUUAAAGUGAGGAAAUCAGUUUUGAGGUGUGUGAUAAUGCAUUGCUGUGAGUCUGUGAGUGAGUGAAUGGGAUCAAAGUGAAGAGAGAAGGUUGUGACUUUGUUUUGCCAGAGUCACACUCACUGUUUUCAACAAACGUUUCAGAGUUUGUUGUUCCUUUGCACUGCUUUUUUUUUUUUUUAAAUAUUGAGUGGACACAAGCAAGCUAUCUUCCAAAAUAACAUCAGAGUAAUGUUAUUGACCUCAUCAUUCCCUACAAUGUUGUUGGGAGAGCGAAGUGAGGAGUCGUGUUGCAUGGCUUGAAAUCGCCCAGUGUGACAGAAACUGAAGAUUUAUAGCAGUCGAAUCAUAUAACGUAUGUGGGGCUAAAGUUAGGAACAUGAAACAUUUUACAUCCAAAACUUCCGUUACUUUAAAUUCGCUCACCCUUGAGGAUUGCCAACAUUUUCAACUCAUUUGUGCUUUUUGAAAUGUGUAAGACCAAAGUCCUUUGGCUGUCUCGACAAAUUGAAAACACCAUUGAAGCUGUACAAAAUAUGUGCACCAUACACAUAUCUCACACACACACACACACACAUCUUUUUGCACCUUCUGGGAGGAUUGAAAGAGACUCUGUGUAGUCAUCGGGCUCAUAGCUGUUAAGUUUUUAUGCUCCGCUCAUCAGUGAGUCUGAAAGCUUUUGUGACACGGACUCGACGAUCACGAUCGGUUACUUCACAGUUUUGUAACCGUUUUCUUUUUAUAUUUAAGUAUGCAGUAACUUUUGUACUGUACAAUGCUGUAGUUUGAAUGCAUAUUGCACUUUUUAUGUUGGUCAAAAUAAUGUACUGUAUUUGUUAAUUAUGGAAAUAAACAUUUCUUUUACAUAAUAAA